AUGGCCAUCCUUGGUCUUGAUCUACCCGAGGCAAACCGCAUCGUGUUUCGACCUUACCUAGACAUCGGGACCGACAUCUACACCUCGUACACGUACUUCCAACCUGGCCAUGUAGUAUGGGGCACUCUUGGACUGGUCAUCGCCCUGCUGCCUGGCAUUAUCGAGGCACUCUUUUUCUUGUCCGGAGUUGGGUUUGUUCGUCGUCUCUUGGUUGUGCUACAAUUGAGCGUACUCGUGGAAGCCUUCAGCACAGCUACAGGGGAAGUCUACUCCCGAAAGCUCGGCUUUGUACGCGUGGUUGAGCCGCUGUUCGAAGCGGCGCUCCAUCUGUUGCUGCAGUUACAUGCGAUUCUUGUGCCGUGGAACGAGGAACCUCCGUCUCCCAACACUUUCCUAGCUCCGUUUAGAUCCGUGUUCAUCUCGGUUGGGAGCCAGUCGUAUGCUGUCACCGAUAAUUCUAGUGUGGAGGGGCUAAAAGCUGCGGCAACUCCGGUUGGGGACGUUUCCAACUGGUGCUCGAGAUGCUCACGCCCGUCGUGCUGCUGGCCGACAUGGUGCCCAUGGUCUGGCACGAGACUCCCGUUCAGCCGAGCACCAACGAAAGGCGAGUUGAACUUGGGAUGUCUCGGUAAAAUGCACCCCCAAACUCAAGUGUGGGUCUGUUUCCUGUACCAUAUUGUGGAGGUUGUGAGCCGUUUCAUCCCUCUCGCUUUCCUGAUCUUGUUGACGAGGCCGUGGUUCAUCGGCGUGUUGGUGUACUUUUGGCUCAGCCAGGCUGCUCUGGUGGGGUGGAUGGCUUGGCAAACGGAUGACCGCCGAAGCCGUUUAAACGCAGCCCGUGACGAGUUUUCAAGCCUCCGGUUUAAGGUUAGGGUGGUCGCGAUGCCCUUCUUGGACUCCAUCAUUUCUCAAGAAGAGGCUUUCGUUGUCGGCCUAUGGCUCACGGACUUGGAGUUCGUUGUGUACACGACCCUAUACCACGUGUACCCAAGCGAUGAGGUAGCCAGCCACGAUCAGCUGGUGUUCACCAUCAUUGCGGCUAUAUGCCUGCUGUUGGCAAGGCUAGUGAUGAUGUCCCUGAAGAAAGAGGUGGCAGUUUGCACCAAUUCCGACGAAGCAAGCAAGCGUGAGGAAAUCAAUGACUCCAAAACUCACGCCCUGAGGGCAGACCAACAGGGGUCGUGA
Messenger RNA from Ectocarpus sp. CCAP 1310/34, 1185 nucleotides. The record is from the annotation of a GenBank genome assembly. NCBI's taxonomy places the organism in Eukaryota, Phaeophyceae, Ectocarpales, Ectocarpaceae.